AACAAAACAACACUCCUUGAUCUUCUCAAGCCUUCUCUACUAAUCAGACACAGACUUCCAUUCCAAUGGCUCCAGCACCAGAAACCUCACGCCGUCGUAGUCCCAUUCCCAGCACAAAGCCACAUAAACGCAUCCCUCAGCUAGCAAAACUCCUCCACCACCGAGGCUUCCACAUAACAUUCGUCAACACAGAGUUCAACCACAACCGCCUCCUCAAGUCCAAAGGCUCCACCUUUCUGGAAAAUCUGCCUGGUUUCGGCUUUCAAACCUUCCCAGAUGGGCUGCCCCCUUCCGACGAAGACGCCACGCAGAGCGUUCCAGCUCUGUGUGAGUCCAUGCGGAGAAACAGUUUGGUCCCAUUUCGAGAGCUUCUUGCGAAGCUCAAUAAUAGUUGGGUUGUUCCUCCUGUUACUUGUGUUGUUUCAGAUGGGGUGAUGAGUUUCACCCUCCAGGCUGCUCAUGAGAUGAAUGUGCGUUGUGUGCUGUUCUGGACGUUUGCAGCUUGUGGGUUCUUGAGUUUCAAGCUCUGUGCGGAUUUAAUCGACAGGGGGAUCACUCCCUUCAAAGAUUCCAGUUUCCUAACAGAUGGAAGUUUAGAAGGGCCGGUGGAGUGGGUGCCCGGCCUGGAAAACUUUCUAUUCAAGCACAUAUUGACCUUCAUUCAAACGACGGAUCCAAAUAACGUCGUGUUAUCCUAUGUUAAGGAAGAAAUAGAGGCAAUCUCAAAAGCUUCAGCUGUCAUUCUGCACACGUUCGACGCCUUAGAAUGCCGUCUCUUGGACGUCCUGUCGCUGAUGUUACCUCCAAUCUACACGAUCGGCCCUCUUCAACCGCUUGUUGAUCAAAUUUCAACUAAAACUAUGCAAAACUCGGUUAUUUAUGUGAACUUCGGUAGCUUUGAAGUGUAUACACCAAGUGAAAUUCAAGAACUGGCACUGGGGCUGGCAGAGAGCAAGAAUAACUUCUUGUGGAUACUCAGGCCUGAUUUGGUCAAGGGAAAUUCAGGCAUUCUGCCUCCUGGUUUCACUGCUGAAACUAAAGACAGGGGCCUGAUCGUGAGCUGGUGCCAACAGGAGAAGGUCCUGAGCCACCCAUCUGUGGGUGGAUUCUUGACACACUGCGGGUGGAACUCGAUCAUAGAAGGCAUAACUGCCGGGGUGCCAUUUUUGUGCUUGCCAUGGUCCACAGAUCAGCCUGCAAACUGCAAGUCUAUUUGCAGUGAGUGGGGGAUUGGCCUGGAAAUUAGCAAAAAUUUCAAGAAAGAUGAAGUAGGGAUGCUUGUGAAGGAGCUGUUGGGACGAGAAAAGGGCAGGAAGAUGAAGAAGAGAGCAAUGGACUGGAAGGAACAGGCUGCUACAGCCACUGCUUGUCCUUAUGGUUCAUGUUUUCAGAAUCUCGAGAGAUUAGUCAAAGAAGUGCUCCUAAAAUGAAUCUUGAUGAAAAGUGUUGAUUAAUGUGGAAUUUAGUUAAUUUGCAUGU
Sesamum indicum (sesame) is the source of this 1479-nucleotide messenger RNA. The record is from RefSeq and is a predicted model, not a curated record. Lineage: Eukaryota; Viridiplantae; Streptophyta; Magnoliopsida; Lamiales; Pedaliaceae.